Molecule: messenger RNA, 15057 nt
Organism: Anopheles coluzzii
Lineage: Eukaryota; Metazoa; Arthropoda; Insecta; Diptera; Culicidae
Exons: 5
Coding region: 1-3030 (1009 amino acids)
Biological process (GO): DNA integration
Molecular function (GO): nucleic acid binding
Source: RefSeq, a predicted model, not a curated record
AUGGUUGAUUUGCGACUAACUUGUAAUGAAACGAUCGUUCCUAAAUCUAUUAAAGACUACUUCGAUUACACGCGGCUACUUCGUUUACAGCAACCCACAGCUCAAGACUAUCAUGCCUUCAUGAAGGAGUAUUUGGAGCUGGGGCACAUGUCGCUCAUGAACAAAGAUAGUGGGGAUGAACGGGCGUACUACCUACCGCACCAUCCCGUAUUUAAAGCCUCCAGUACCACCACGAAAGUAAGGGUCGUGUUCGACGGAUCUGCAAAAACAAGCACCGGUUAUUCCUUGAAUGACAUUCUAUGUGUUGGUCCAAUCGUGCAGGACGAGCUGCUUGAUAUUGUGUUGCGAUUCCGCACCUACCAAAUAGCACUUGUGGGAGAUAUAGCUAAAAUGUACCGACAAAUAUUGCUUCAUUCUGAUGAUCGUCGAUUGGUGCGCAUAUUCUUUCGAUUUUCGCCGCAAGCUCCGAUCCAAGUAUAUGAGCUCAACACCGUUACAUACGGACUAGCACCUUCCUCGUUUCUGGCUACACGCACACUUAUCCAACUAGCAGAUGAUGAAGGGACUGAGUAUGCGCUUGCACCUGCAGCCCUGAAACGAAACUUUUACGUGGACGACUUCAUUGGUGGUGCCAAUAACGUUCGCGAAGCUGUUCAGCUGCGUAAGGAGUUAUCAGCGCUACUUGCCAAAGGUGGGUUUGAGUUGCGCAAGUGGACAUCAAACAAUCUGAGCGUGCUCUCCGGCUUAAGCACCGAGUAUAUCGGCACACACUCAUCGCUGCAUUUUAUACCCAACGAGACGGUCAAGGCACUCGGCAUCUGGUGGAAGCCUGAAUCGGAUGAGCUGUGUUUUGAAUCCAACACUGAGGCUGAUGAAGCCACGUCGACCAAGCGAUCUAUUUUGUCGAGCGUUGCCAAAAUGUACGAUCCGCUCGGAUUGAUAGCAUCGGUGAUCGUGCGUGCUAAGAUGCUGAUGCAGGAGCUAUGGCUACUCAAAUCCGACUGGGAUGAACCUGUUCCUUAUCAAAUCUGUAAAAAAUGGAAGGCGAUUCAGAGCGACUGGAAAACGUUAUCCGAGUACAGGACUAACCGUUACGCUCUCUUACCAGAUGCAACAGUAGAAUUUCACACAUUUACCGAUGCUUCUGAGGCCGCCUACGGAGUAUGUGUCUACGCUCGUUGUGAAAACGUGGCGGGAGAAGUCCGCAUCAGCCUAUUAGCUUCGAAGUCUCGAGUGGCACCACUGAAGCGCGUCACGUUGCCGAGGCUUGAACUUAGCGCAGCUGUCCUGGGCGCCCAUCUGCAUCAUCGCGUCAAGGAGGCAAUGCAGAUCGUGUGCGCCGAAUCGUUUUUCUGGUCCGACUCAACAGUGACGCUAAAAUGGAUUGCGUCACCUCCCAACUCCUGGAAGACGUUCGUGGCAAAUCGAGUAGCUGAGGUGCAACACUACUCUCAUCCAAGGCAAUGGAGGCACGUUCCUGGCACAUCCAAUCCUGCUGACUUGGUUUCCCGAGGCAUGUCGGCAGCACACUUCACGCAGAAUCAGCUUUGGAAUAACGGUCCAGAUUGGCUUGUGCAACCUUCGUCCCAUUGGCCCAGCUCAGAUCCAGAACCAAGCGAUGAGGCGGACCUAGAAACAUGCCAGGUGAGUGCCGCUUUAGUUUGUACACAAACUCAUCCAUGGUUUGGUAUUUCUUCAUCCUUCACCAGAAUGGUACGCAUCAUUGCAUACUGCAUACGGUUUGUGCGCAACACCAAGCAGAAGGCACGAUCACAGCGACCGAUACCGCACACCAAUGCAUCCAAGACGAUCACGCCCAAGUACGUGGAUGCUGCAAAAACUGUGCUUUGCAGACUAGCCCAGCAAGAUGCAUUUUCCGCGGAAAUCAAGCAGCUAAAAAAGGGAGAAGCAUUGAUGAAACAAUCACCUUUACGAAAACUUACCCCAUUCCUGGAUACAGAAGAAGUAAUACGGGUGGGAGGACGAUUGAACUUGUCGCAACUACCGUAUCAGUCCAACCAUCCAGCUGUUCUACCGAAGAACCACAAAUUCACCCGUCUACUUGCGGAAGAUUAUCAUGAAGAGAUGAAACAUGCUAGUGGAAGGCUAUUGCUAUCCCGCAUUAGAGAACUGUAUUGGCCACUGGACGGACGUCGCUUGGUAAAAAGCAUUGCAAGAAACUGCUUCCGCUGUAUUCGGCAAGAUCCCGCACUCGCCCGGCAGCCGGUUGACCAGCUUCCACCAUCCCGCAUCACACCGAGCCGACCUUUUUCUGUAACCGGAGUGGAUUACGCCGGUCCAUUCUACUUGAAGCCAGCGCACCGGAAGGCAGCAGCUACUAAGAGCUAUCUGUGCGUUUUCGUGUGUUUCGCUACGAAAGCUGUGCAUUUGGAACUCGUAGGAGACCUCACAACGGCGGGAUUCUUAGCAGCGCUACGCCGAUUCACAUCACGACGCGGAUUGCCAGCCCACAUCCAUUCUGAUAAUGGGAAAAACUUCGAAGGCGCAGAACGUGAACUGAAGGAGCUUUUUGAGCUGUUCAACGACGAACAACACCGCAACACCGUGGCUACUAGAUGCGCUGACCGGGGAAUCACUUGGCAUUUCAACCCACCAAAGGCUCCACACUUCGGCGGAUUAUGGGAAGCAGCAGUAAAGACGGCGAAGCGACACCUCUAUCGUCACCUGGGCAAUACGCGGCUGUCGUACGAAGGCUACUGCACUGUGCUCCACCAAAACGAAGCAGCGAUGAAUUCCCGUCCGCUGUUGCCUUUGUCCGACGAUCCCAACGAGCUAGCUGCACUCACACCGGCACACUUCCUUAUUGGCACAUCGAUGUUCGCCGUGCCUGAACCGGACUACACCCAGCUGAAAUCCUGCACGCUAGAUGAUCUUCAGAAGUGGCAGUUUUUGGUUCAGCGUUUUUGGAAGCAUUGGGCCACUGAGUAUCUACAAGAAAUGCAGAAAUGUUAUGCAAGUGGUGGCAGCAACAACAGCAACACCCGGCAGGCAAUUGACGUUUCAUACUAGGGCGAGGGGCGUUGAAACGCAUGGAAGAGCAGCAAGAAACACGGACGAGCGCUGAUGAACUGCAACUGUGUGCGUGUAACAGCACCAAACGGCAUGUGACGACGUACAGUGUGUGGAUGUGUGUGUGUAAUUUUAGGCAGCGAAGAUGGAUCGAGGUUAUGUUUACAAAGUGAAAAAGUUUGAUGCAGAAGCGUCUUUGUGAUAAACAUGUAUUUUAGUUGCAUAAUUUCAGUGUUAAAGUUUGUAAUGUGAACUUAAAAGUAAUGACCAAUGGUGCUAUUCACUUGUGUGCUGUUGGCGAAUAUUGAAGCGUUGAAAUAUUGAAGCGUCCUAUGUUAGUUUGUUGUGCUUAGUGUGAAGCAAAAAUGUGUGCUAAAGUGUUAUAAAUUAGAAAUAUGUAUGCGUAUCCGUCUAAUGUUCGGUUAAAUCUAUCUAAUUUUCCAUAUUUUUGGGUGUCCUUAUCGUUUACCAGGAGAAAACGAUAGAUGGAGGUUAGAUACGUGCAGCUAUUUGCCUCCGCAGGAAGGUAUGUUAAUUAAAGUUGUUGUAUUUGUAAUUUUUCAUUACGCUGCAAUUAAAUAACUAAUCGGAUAAAAUUUGCCGUUUAACAUUAUGAAUAAUCGAUGUUAUCAGUGUCCUUCAGAAGUGUUCCAAGCUGUCCGAAGACACACAAAUCCGCAAUCCACAAUCCAAGCACACAAAUCCGAUUCACCUCGUAUGCACCCAGCGGAUUUCAUGCGAAGGAUAUUGAAAAGCCAUCAAAGAAGUGGGCAUGAUGGUAAGGAAACUUUAAUUAUUUUUACUUUUAGAUUUCUUAUCCUUAUUUUUGUUUACAACCUUGGAUCGUCGGUGCGGGCCUUAUGGGAACUGCGCGGUCAGAGCAACAACCGGAUGAGCAUUUCGUUUCAGGUGGAAAUUAUAUCAAGUUUGGGAAUUGAAGAGAGUUACGGCACACUGUGAACAUCGUUGUAAACAAUCGAUGGUAACAUUUAUAUAUAGCUUAUGAAUGCAUGUGUUUAUCUAAUUAUUCAUUAAUUCGUUUAUUUAUUAAUUUGAGCAUUAGCGCUCCAUCGACAUUUUUUUUUUGUUCUUUUUAGAAAAUUGCUCUAACGGAACAGCUUAUCCCGGCCUUUCUCGGGUUUAGUUGCUGUUGCUUCACCGCGACGAUUGACACCAGAGUUUGCUAUGGUCGUAUUGUCGUCGUGUAAUCGUGUUAUCGCUGUUAACACACUUUGUUUAUAUCUAUUAAGAUGCAACAGCAUUAUUUAUUUUCCGGAAUAUGGCUAGCGUUGUUCCUCCUUAUAAGACGAAGACGUUUGAAAUUAGCACCUGUGUCAAUCGUCAAACGGUUGGCAAUAAAGUACAAUAAAUGAUAGGAGCAAAAACGCGAUGGCUGUUAGUGAUUUGCGAAAUGAAACCAACAGCCAUUUUACAUUUUUUAUCUUAAACAAGUCCUAUAUUAACCCCUGAAAGCUACCAAAGCUACAAUUUUUCAUUUCAUUUGUAUAAUUAGAGAAGAAUAGAUAAAAGGUGUAAUAUAGUGUAGCGACCUUAGCCGCAACAAGUUCUCUACACAACCGGCUACGUGUAGAUGGAGCUGAAGGCGGCAUCGGCGGCAUGUUCGGGCGGCUGACACUCAGCGAGAACAUUUUAUGAGAAGAGAGUGAGAAGCAAUCGAGACGAGCGAAGCGAUGGCGAAAAAAGGCCAUUCUGGUGUCGGUGAUCGCGGGAUACGGUGUUAAGUAGCGGGAUUAUAAAAAUAAAUUAAAUUAGUUAUAGUCAAAUAAAUGAAAAGUUAGUUUUAUUUAGUAGUUAGAAAAUGUUUUUAUCGGUCAUUUAGUGCUAGUUGUUUCAUCUGGUGACAGCGGUAAAGCGCAUACUUAGUAGCGCAAAUAACGCUAAUUCUGGCUGGUGUAUGAAUCAGGUAUAGUGGUGAAGGAAAAAAAAAAUUUUUUGGGUAAGUGGUGAAGGGAAAAUCGUAGCUUGUUAGUGAUUAAGUGAUAAUUAGUGAAAUAAGUGUAAAUUUUCAUUUUUUUUUCUCAACAAGUUUCCUUAAAAGUAUCAACUUAGUAAUAAUAAGCAGUAAGGGGUAGUUGGUACAGUAGUUUAAGUAUCAUUUUUUAUUAAUCCUUCAUUCUUUACGCUUACGUAGAGGGUAAUGAACCCAAGGGUGUUGGCACUUAGGAACAGAUCUGUUCAGGUUCAUUCAAAAAGUGUAAAUAAUAUUAAUCCAUCAUUACCGCAACUAAACUCCACGGCAAAUAGUGAAAGUUGUCUAAACACACAAUAUAAUUACCAAAAACGCCUCCAAGUUCUCAAAGGAGAAUUAUUAAAUCAAAGCCUUGAAAUCGAUAGAGCGUUGAACGCGUCAUUUUCAAAAAUGGCUUACGAAUUCCCAACGGAAAAGGCAAUGCUAUGCAUUCCUGAAUAUCACGGAGCUGCAAAGGAAUUAGAUGGAUUUUUAUUUCAAGUGGAAUAUUUUGCGAAUCAGAUACCAAGAGGCGAAUCGGAAGAGGAUUUAAUUAGAACGGUUAUGUUCAAAUUAAAAGGAAAUGCUGCUGGAUUUUUCAGUCGCAUAUUAGAUGAUACGUGGGCGAAUGUUAAAUUAAAUUUAAUAAAGCUUUUUGGAGAAAAAAUGAGUGUAGAAGCCAUUUUCCAACAAGUGGAAACUUUGCAGCAAGGAGUCAAUGAACCUUUCACUCAAUAUAAAGAAAGGGUGGCAAGGUUAAAACAAAAUAUAAUGAACAUCGAUACGAAAAACAGUGAAGAUUCUUACGCACAAAAAAAUUUAAAAAUUCACUUUUUAGCCGGAUUAAGAAACCCAGAAUUGCAAACUUUAGCCAGAACCAAUAAACACUUGGAAUUUGAUGACUUGUUGGAAUACCUGGAAGAUGAAGUUGUUCAAAUCGAACAUAUUCGGAAAAUUGAGGCUAGACUAAAUCGCUCGCAAACACCGGUACCAAAUAAUGAAUAUGAUGAGACCUACAAUGCGAGUCAAAACAAUAGUUUUAAUAAUCGUUCAAUGGGCCACAACACAACGUAUGGAGGAAACCAGCCCUAUACACUAAUGAAUAAUAGUAGUGCCUCACGCUGCGAUCAUAACAACACUAACAAUUUAGAUACCUGUGAUUUUGGUCAACCACAACAUAAUAGCACUACACAUAACCAAAAUAACACUAACUUCAAUUAUGAUGGUCAACCACAACAUAAUAGCACUACACAUAACCAAAAUAACACUUACUUCAACAGUAGUUUAGCUCAGCCAAAUAGAUAUUUUGCAUCUUAUAAAAAUAAUUAUACACAACAUCCACGAAAACACUAUUACCAAAAUAGAAAUCAGUACACACAACCACCACAACACCAUUAUGAAAACACCUGUCCACCAUCAUCACAAAACUACUAUGCACAUAAAUUUUCACAAGGGCCUUCUCAAUAUACUUACCAAAAGCAAGCAUAUCAAAACAUGCAUACAAAAAACUGAUACAAGGAACACUAGUUGAUUUUAACACUAAAACUAGUGUUCCCUUAAAACAAAAUAACAUGUUUUCUGUUGGUUUACAAACAGAGACGUGUAAGGAGACGAAGCAAACACUACACAGUACUCCCAUAGAUGAAUGUGAACCGCUUAAUAUUGAAUGCACUAGAGACGGUAGGUUAAUGGCUAAAAUUUUGUCGCAAAAUGUAAAUAAGAAAAUGGUGAAUUUUUUAAUUGAUUCGGGAGCCUGUUUCAACGCCUUGAGUUUGGAUAUAGCAAAAGAGCUAGGUUUAGAUUUUAUGAAUCACAAUGAUAAAGUAACUUUAUCAAGUUUCGAUGGAUCCUUAUCAAAUACUGAAGGGUCCAUGUUUUUAAAACUACAUAUUGGCAAUUUUGUAUACCCUAUAAAAUUUUAUAUACUAGAAAAACUUAGCGUUCCAGCUAUAAUUGGAGCAGAUUUUUUAAAAAAAUAUACAAUGUGCAUCGGAUCGAAUUUUCAAAUAAUUUAUCUGAAGAAGCCAUUAAAUACUGAACCAUUAAAUACCGCAGACGAGAAUAUAAAAAAAAAAUAUGGAAGAAUUAGAGCAAAUAGACGGUACCCUUUUUGAAAACAGUGAUAACACUCAAAAAGGAAAUUUCGAAUUGCUCCCACACAUAGAGAAGCAACUCGCAGAUUGCGACGUAGUUAAAACGAGCAAAGAUAGGGAAUUAGUAGGUUCAGAAAGGUAUAAGGAAUUGAUGGAUAAAAUCAAUUUAAAUCAUUUAAAUAAUGCAACAAAAAUCAGCACAAACAAAAUUAUUGCUGACUUCAGUGAUAUAUUCUACCUCCCGGGAGAUAAAUUAACAUACACUCAAGCAGCGACACAUGAAAUCGAAACUAGUUCCAAUAUCCCGAUAUUUAAAAGGCAAUACAGGUUCCCAACAGCAUUAAACAUGAUCAUGGAAGAACAAAUAGAAGAAAUGUUAAAGCAGCAUAUAAUCAGGCCUAGCAAAAGCCCGUGGAAUGCGCCGGUAAUGUGCAUACCAAAAAAAUCCGAAAACGAUCAAAAAAAAUAUCGGAUUGUCGUUGAUUUCCGUGCGCUAAAUAUUAUCACUAAACCAUUCAUAUAUCCGAUUCCUAGAAUUGAUGAUAUAAUGGACAAUAUUGGUAACAGCAAAAUAUUUUCAACAAUUGACUUAAAGUCAGGGUUUUUUCAAAUACCUAUAGCGCCAAAAGAUGCUGAAAAAACCGCCUUUUCAACAUCUAAGGGGCAUUAUGAAUUCUUAAGGAUGCCAAUGGGGCUCAAAAAUAGCCCGGCUACGUUUCAAAAACUUAUGAACACGGUGCUCUACACAAUUCAACCCAUUAAAGCCUUUGUCUAUUUAGAUGACAUCGUUGUAUUUGGGGAUACAGUAGAGGAGCAUAUCAAUACUUUAGCUAAAGUAUUAGAAGCAUUGAAAUGCCAUAAUUUAAAAAUUGAACCGGUAAAAUGUAAACUGCUUCACACAGAGAUUACUUAUUUAGGUCACACAAUCAAUGAAAAAGGCAUCAAACCAACACAAUUAAAUGUAAAGGCAAUUUUAAAUAUGCAAACGCCAAAAAAUCUUAAAGAAGUACGUUCAUUUUUAGGAACUAUUAAUUUUUAUGGAAAAUUCAUCCCGAACGUCUCUGAUAUACGUAAACCAUUACAUGAAUUAUUGAAGAAAAAUGUGAAAUUUAUAUGGAACGAAAGAUGUGAUGAGGCAUUUACAAAAUUAAAAAGUUUGCUUAUUUCUGAGCCUUUGUUAGUACGUCCUGAUUUUGGAGAUGUUUUUGUUAUAACUACUGAUGCCAGCGAUUAUGCUCUAGGAGCAGUAUUAACAAAUGAAAAAACAAUAGAACGCCCAAUUGCAUAUGCCAGUCGUACUCUGGUAGGAGCAGAAAAGCGGUAUCACCCGAUUGAAAAGGAGCUUCUAGCUAUUGUUUGGGCAGUUGACCAUUUUAAACAUUAUAUUUAUGGUCAAAAAUUUAUUAUUUAUUCCGACCACAGGCCAUUAGUAUCCAUUUGGCGUCUCAAGGAAAAUUCUCCAGUUUUGUCUAGACUGAGAUUGAGACUGCAAGGGUUGGAGUGUGAAAUUCGGUAUAAGAAAGGUAAAGAGAAUAUAGUUGCCGAUUUCCUAUCACGGCUUCCCGAGGUUAAAGAGAACGAACAUGAUGAGGAAGUAAAUAAUACAGUUGCAGUGGUAACACGCGGGCAAACGAAAAAAAAAGUAGUUCUCGAACUUAACAAUGAUAACGGGGAAGAGAGAAUAGAAGCAAGUAAGAGUACUACUUUACAAGAUGAUCACUGGGAAAACUUAAUGAAAAUUGAUUUGGAAAAGGAAACAAGCGAAAAAGAAGCUAAGAGAAAAGAGCAAUUAGAAAAAGUUAAACAAACUGUCGUAACCAAAUUCCAGAACUACAACCCAUUUUCUGAUAAGAUUGAAAUUGAGAGAAGCGAAAUAAAUACUGUGCUUCAUGAAUUUCAUGAUGCCCCAUUGGGAGGACAUGUGGGAGUGAGACGGAUGAAGAAGAGGAUCAAGGAGUUGUUUUUCUGGAAGGGAAUGGACAGAGACAUUGAGGGACACGUUAAAGGUUGCAAGUCGUGUCAAUUGAAUAAAAUUGGCCGGUUCAAUAAAAUUCCCAUGCAGAUAACAACAACGUCAAAACAGGCAUUUGAAAAAAUGUUCAUGGAUAUUGUUGUUCUGCCGGAAUCAGAGAGAGGGAACAAGUAUGGAUUAGUCAUUCAAGACGAUCUUAGUAGAUAUUUAAUAGUAACAGCCCUGGAAAACCAAGAAGCAACAACGGUGGCAAAAGCGUUUGUUGAGGAGGUUAUUUGCCGUUAUGGAGCUCCAGUAGAGAUAGUAACGGACCAAGGCACAAAUUUCAUGAGUCAGAUUAUGAAAGAAACAUGCAAGAUCUUAAAAAUAAAAAAAAUAAAUACAUCAGCAUACCACCCACAGGCAAAUUUAGUAGAAAGGGCCAACAGGGAACUCAAAAUAUAUUUGAGACAAUUUGUGGGCAAAAAUUAUCAACAGUGGGACAGUGUGUUGCCAUAUUUUGCAAUGGAAUACAACACAAGUAUAAAUUCGUCUACGGGAUUUACUCCUUAUGAAUUAGUAUUCGGGAGAAAAGCUAGACUUCCAACUUCAAUUUAUAAAGAAAAGAAUAGGAAAAAAUUAUAUAGUGAUUUUUGCGAAGAGCUUAUUACAAAACUAACAGAGAUUCAUUCAAUAGCAAGAAAUAAUUUGAUAAAUUCAAAAGAGAAACGCAAGGAGAAAUAUGAUAGGAAUGCGAUUGAUUGGCAACCCAUGUGGGGAGAAAUGGUAUUAGUUAGGAAUAAUCAGACGGGGGUUGGACAAAAAUUGCAGGGUAUCUGGAAAGGGCCUUAUGAAGUGGUAGGAAUACCGAGCGAGCAAACUUGCGAAAUAAGGAACGGAAGAAAAAUAGAAAAGGUUCAUAAUAAUAGGUUAAAAAAGUUUAACGAGUAACAUAAGGCAUUCAAAAAAAAAAAAUAAUAAUAAUAACCUAGGUUAAGUUAGUCUAACAAACAACAAGUAGAUUUGUAAAUAGAUAUAUAUGAACACCUUAUAAUUAGCAAAAUUUUCAAUCGUAGUAUCAUAAAUUCGCGAAUAAGUUUAGUUAUAGAGUUUUCAUAUAUAUCUAUACAUAGAAAUUUUUGUAAAUAGAAAUAAGGAUUUAAAAAAAAAAAAAAAAAAAAAAAAAAAAAAAAAAAAAAAAAAAAGCUAAAGGCGACUAUAGCUAACAUUCCCGUGAGCAAUCGAUACACAUUCCCUAGCGAUACACACUAUAAGCGCAAACACAUAUCAACACUGAAGGCACCAACGAAAAGCACACGGCAUAAAAGGCAUGUUAAAACAACUCCUAAACUAAACAAGGCACGCGAAAUGAAAGGUUGAGCUGGCGAGGUUGAGCGGAUGAGGUUGAAUGAUUGAUAGAAACCGAAUUGUUCCCCCAGCGUUUGUUAUAAGCGAUAAGUCCCCAAGCCAGAACAGAACAUCUGAAAUACGAAAUAGGUCAAAUUAGUAAAAUUUAGGGUACGAUAAUAUUACAUUCAAACCCCAAACGACACUAUUUACGUAUAUUGCGAGUACGAGCAACUUCAGAUGAUUAAUAGCGAGACUGCACCACGAGGGUCGUUCAGGCGGAAAUGAUGCGAAACCCAGAGAUAUCAAUUGAUAAGGCGAUAUCGAUUUGCAUGAAAAAACGGCACUAUAAAAAAUUUUCUUGCAGCACUUUCGUUAAAAAAAAAAAAAGUGUAAUGAUAUGUAGCGACCUUAGCCGCAACAAGUUCUCUACACAACCGGCUACGUGUAGAUGGAGCUGAAGGCGGCAUCGGCGGCAUGUUCGGGCGGCUGACACUCAGCGAGAACAUUUUAUGAGAAGAGAGUGAGAAGCAAUCGAGACGAGCGAAGCGAUGGCGAAAAAAGGCCAUUCUGGUGUCGGUGAUCGCGGGAUACGGUGUUAAGUAGCGGGAUUAUAAAAAUAAAUUAAAUUAGUUAUAGUCAAAUAAAUGAAAAGUUAGUUUUAUUUAGUAGUUAGAAAAUGUUUUUAUCGGUCAUUUAGUGCUAGUUGUUUCAAUAGUAUCAAUAGGACAUUACAAUUAAUAAAAAUGGAAAAGCAAUGUGUUUAUCAAUAAAUAAUAUGUAAUAUAUAUAUAUACAGCAACUAUAAAUAGAGCGAUUUAACUAAAUAAAUAUAUGUUUAUUUCUUCCUUCUAUGGCAGCUUGUUUUAACAUUUCCCUGUAUGUUUACUCUUGCCGGUGCAUGUGUCAGUUUUCUUUUUAAAUAUUCUUUAUCAUAUUCUAUAUCUAUGUCUAUUCCCACGUGGUUUGUGGCGAUAGACUUAAAUAAGCACUGUAUUUGGGUAGUUACUAAAAGCUAUUUUUUCCUGACGAUCCUUCCCAGCUACACCGUGCAAGAAAAGUCCCAUCAAACAUUAACGCUGAUCAUUUUGGCUGGUGUACGGCUCACAAUACAAACAGAUCCUCUAGCAGCCGCUAUCACCGAUGCAGAAGCACUGGAGGGUAAUUGUUGUCUUACAACAGCGGACAUCAUACCACGCUGAUUCUUCGGAGCAUGAACUUCGACAAGCGAUGCAAUCGAUGGUACUGCAGAUCCCGCCAAUGCCUGUUGUCUACCGAUCUUCAUGCCUGAUUCCUGCGGUAGAGCAUCAACAACCGGUACCACUGAUGGCGCAGCAGUACUAGUUGACGGUUGCUGUCCAUGUUGCUGGCCUAACGGACGGAAUGGUGCAGGAACACCAGGUAAUGUUGACCGAUGAUGAUUACCAUCACCGGCAUUCGAGACCAGCGCUGACACUUCAUCCGUUACCUUCAGCUGUUCAACAACACGGACUGGCAUUCUUUGUUGACUCGCGCUGACCGGCCACUGAAACCACCGAAGGCACUACACUUGUUGUCGGAAGUUGUACAACAACACGGACCGGCAAUCUGGGAGGACGGAUAGCACGAGGAAUUGCAACCGGAACCACCGAUGGCACUGCACUUGUCGUCGGAAGUUGUCCAACAACACGGACUGGUACAUCUGACUGACGAAGCUACAGUAUCGGACAUUAAGAUAGGACCCUUUUUUUUCAAUGCACCGUGCACUUGUUUUGCCACGUUACUCGUGUUUGUGUGUGUGUAUGUGUGUAUGUGUGUGUGUAUGUGUGUGAGUGUGUGUGUAUGUGUGUGUUUGUGUGUGUAUGUGUGUGUGUGUGUGUGUGUGCAUGUGUGUGUGUGUGUAGUAGUAGAAAGAGAGUGUGCUUUUUAAUGUGUAUUUGCAAGUGCGCGUGUUUGUGUCUGAAAAACAUAGCUUGCCAUGAUGUCAUAUUGCGUUGAAAUUAUUCUUAUUAUGUGUGUUAUCAUGUGAAACAUUGUGCGUUUACACUUGGAUAAAAACUAAAGUUUGCAUCGACAGCAGCGCUUGUUCCUCGGACGAAAACGCAGGUGUGCUGUUUCAUGAAUGUGAACGCGACACCGGUGCGAAAUGGACACGCGCACAAUAGCAAUGAACUCGGCAUUCCCUCACAGGUGUUUCUCCAGUGCACGCCAUUGAAAGGCAUGCGUGCAUCUUUGCGUUGAACGUUGUGUGCGCAUGGGAAACUUUGUGCGUGCAUUGAGCUGGCGCGCAGUUAUUCAUUUCAAUGGGCGUUUUGUUUCAUGAGCGCGGCAGUAUUCUGUUCUCGAUUUUGAAGGGAAGACGCUUACUCGCGUAGUCGUUGAUAGUUUUUAUCCAUGCGAUGUUUUCGCUGCUCGACAACGAUGUAAUUCAUCGCGUAUAGAAGUAGAACGCAGGCAGAGCACGGGAUCAGCCGUGUCCAAGUUUUUAACCAGCGCGUUCUUGACGGUCCAAGCAAGCAAUGUUAGUAACAAUGGGUCGAGGUAAACGUUGUACCGAUUAUCAGCGCCAUAUGUAAAAGCGAAUGGCUGCUGCUGGCAUUAAGCGCAAAAGGAUCGAGUUCGUAAUGGAACGAUCGCGCACUUUUGUGGCAAACGCGCUUCGGACAACCGAAACGUGCUUAGACAACUGAAACGCGCUUGGACAACCGAAACGCGCAAGUCAACCGGACGUCCUCAGAAGACCACGGCGAAAGAAGACCGUAACAUUGUUAAUAUAUCGAAAACACACUGAUCGCGAGGGCGGUGGUCCUGCUUAUCACACCAAAAACCUAACCCAAAACACAAAAAAGCUACUUACAAAUCUAUCCGAAACGACCUACUUGUGAAACAAACACACACAUCAAUACACAUUCAAACAUACAUCCACACACACACACACACAUGCACACACACAUACACACACACAUACACACACAUACACACACACAAAAACACAAACACAUACAAACCACACAUAAACUUGGCCCAACGGGUGCACGGUGCGUUAAAAACCCAAUGCCCUAUCUUUCUGUCCGAUACUGUACUUAUCACAUACCCGCAUUUUAUGUCCCCAUUCUUGGUGUUUCUAUUCCUCAUCCUCCGGCACCGUCUGGAGAAUGUGGGAGUCACUGCUCUAUAAAAACCACCGGACUACCACAAACUGGAAACAGCGGAAAACCCCGUGGGUCACCGGCCACCGUGCUAAAUUGAAGCAAAGUUGAACUAAUAUGCCGUGCGUAAAAGCAAAAUAAAUAUUUCAUUUUAAUGUUUAUUAAGCUACACCGACAUUAUAUUUUUCAUCUAAAACGUUUUUGAUGUGUUUUUUCUCAUCGCGUUUAGGCGUCGUGUAUGAGAUCGCAACUGCUAAUAAUUUCGUCGUCUGAGGCGGACUGUUAUGGAGGUACAAAAUCUUCAGUGAUGAUGAAUGCGUUCACGCAUCUACGAGCCGGUAAUUGGCGGUAUCCAGAUCAUCGUCGUACUGUUAGCUUACCUAAGCUACCGAAAUUAGCGUCAGUGUAAAAUCUGUGCUGUGAGAAUUACAGUUGGCUCUCACAACCGUCCGGAAGUCGCAGUGAUAAUGGUAACAUCAAGAUCAUCACCACCGCACGAAGCGCAGCAUAUUGACCCAAGCCCAAGCGGACAGCAACCACCUGCAGCAAACGUACGCCGAACGAAUGGUCGUGGUAGCCGCGUUAGGAUUGCAAGGCGAUACUUGCGCUCUGAAAAUGCUAGCACAGAUGUUUGGGCCACAGAGGUGACGUUCCGAGAUUGUAAAAACAUACCGGGCCCACAGUUUCAGAUAAGCCGUUCUCAUCAAUGCCAUACCAUGUACGGUCGGCUAGUUACACUUCAUCACGAAGGACAAUCACAUCUGGGUGAUGGAAUGCUGUCAAAACGAUGAAGCUGGCUUAGUCCUCGAUGACGACAACAAAUUGUUUGAACAUGUUCAAUUAAACAAACAUGUUGUUUUGGCUUCUCAUAAUUAAUGGUGAAUGCUGCUGCGUGAUAAACGUUUUCGUGCGCUAAAUAAGGUUUGUAUGAAAAAUAGUGUAUUUUUAGAAUAUUUUAUUUUCAAUAAAGUAACGGUCAAUUUGAAAAUAAGCUGUGUUGAUAUACAACCCGAAUGAAAGAAAUACACGGAUAAACGAAUGUAAAUAAUACACGAAAGAACGGGAGGUCCGUUUCAUCCGUACCCCCCACGCCCAAUCAUGUCUUCCGUUGGGCGCCUGAGCCAUGCACGGUUGGGCGCCCGUUUCUCCUCCUCCGGCGCCGUCAGUUUAGCUGUCAAUUGCCUGCCGGGUACCCACCACUCGUUGGCCUCUCGCGCGUAUCGUUGAAAUCCAUCCCGGUGAAGACAAGAUAGUACGCGUCGUUACGCUUAAGACGGCUAAGGGAAUAAUUACGCGACCGAUCACGAAAAUAUGCGUUUUACCGCUCAGAACUGAUAGCGAAAACCACGUGUAGUCUAGGAAGCAACUUUUUGUUGACAUUCGUCAAGGUGGGGAGGAUGUUCGAGCAGCUACGCGAAUCGUGCAGAUUUGAACUGCGGAUCGGAUCACAUCCGCGCCCGUUGAUGUACACAUCUCUAUCGAUCAUAAAUUAAUAAAUAGGAUGCGAAAAGGCUUUUUCCCUCUCUUCAUCACCAGCAA